AUGAGCCGCCAGUUUAACUUCUACUCCGGCGGGGAGCACCUGGGCUUCAGCGGCUGCUCAGCUGUUAUCUCGGGCCGGGUCCGCAGCAGCUCAGCCUCGUUCAGGGCCGGCGUCAAGGGCUCGGCCGUCUUUGGCAGCAAGAGCCUCUUCAGCUUGGGAGGCAGCCGGCGCAUCUCCAUCAGCGGCCGGGGCGGCGGCUACACGCUGGCUCAGGGCGCAGGCGGCUGUAGGGGCCGCGUGGGCGGCUUCGUGGGCACGGUCUUUGGCAGGGCGGGGCUGGGGCCGGUAAGUCCGUCCGUAUACCCACCUGGGGGCAUCCCUCAGGUCACUGUCAACAAGAGCCUCCUGGCCCGCCUCAACGUGGAGCAGGACCCCGAGAUCCAGAAAGUUCGUGCUCAGGAGCGGGAGCAGAUCAAGGCACUGAACAACAAGUUUGCCUCCUUCAUCGACAAGGUGCGGUUCCUGGAGCAACAGAACAAAGUGUUGGAGACCAAGUGGAACCUGCUGCAGCAGCUGGACCUGAACAACUGCAGGAAGAACCUGGAGCCUGUUUAUGAGGACUACAUCAACAACUUGCGGAAGCAGCUAGAGACACAAUCAAGAGACAGGGUGAGGCUGGACUCGGAGCUGAGAAACAUGCAGGAUUUGGUGGAAGACUACAAGAAGAGGUACGAGGUGGAGAUUAAUAGACGCACAGCUGCUGAAAAUGAGUUUGUGGUGCUCAAGAAGGAUGUGGAUGCCAUCUACAAGACAAAGGCUGAGCUCCAAGCCAAAGUAGACUCCUUGACAGACGAGAUCAAAUUCUUCAAGUGCCUCUACGAAGGGGAGAUUGCUCAGAUCCAGUGCCAUACCAGUGACACGUCUGUCAUUCUUUCCAUGGACAACAAUCGUGAACUGGACCUGGACAGCAUCAUUGACGAGGUCCGUGCCCAGUAUGAGGACAUCGCCCUGAAGAGCAAGGCCGAGGCCGAGGCCCUGUACCAGAGCAAGAUCCAGGAGCUCCAGGUGACAGCAGACCAGCAUGGUGAUGACCUGAAACUCACCAAGACUGAGAUCUCAGAGCUCAGCCGGCUGAUCCAGAGGAUCCGCUCAGAGAUUGGGAAUGUGAAGAAGCAGUGUGCCAACUUGGAGAUGGCCAUCACUGAUGCUGAGCAGCGGGGGGACUGUGCCCUGAAGGACGCCCAGGCCAAGCUGGAUGAGCUGGAGGCUGCCCUGCAUCAGGCCAAGGAGGAGCUGGCCCGGAUGCUCCGUGAGUACCAGGAGCUGAUGAGCAUGAAGCUGGCCCUGGACAUGGAGAUCGCCACCUACCGCAAGCUGCUAGAGGGCGAGGAGAGCCGGAUGUCUGGUGAAUAUCCAAAUUCCGUGAGCAUCUCCGUCAUAAGCAGCACCAACGCUGGGGCAGGUGGGGCGGGCUUCAGCCUGGGAUUUGGCGCCUCGAGCAGUUACAGCUACAAACCUGCAGCCACCGAUGUCAAAACCAAAGGCAGCUGUGGCAGCAAAUUCAAGGGUUCUCUUGCCAAAACCUCGGGCAGCAGCCGUGGAAUGAAAAAGGCCUCCAGAUGAAGGGCAGCAGAAAGCUCAGAACCCCUGCAUCUCCCUGUCCUUCUGCGGGUUCCGUUUCCAGCCAG
Messenger RNA from Loxodonta africana (African savanna elephant), 1628 nucleotides. It is a transcript of the gene KRT72, whose product is annotated as keratin 72. Gene Ontology annotation, molecular function: structural constituent of skin epidermis. NCBI's taxonomy places the organism in Eukaryota, Metazoa, Chordata, Mammalia, Proboscidea, Elephantidae. Gene Ontology annotation, biological process: intermediate filament organization; keratinization. Bases 1 to 1563 code for a protein of 520 amino acids. The record is from RefSeq and is a predicted model, not a curated record. The transcript has 9 exons. Gene Ontology annotation, cellular component: keratin filament.